AUGGCGAGGUGGUGGGUCAAGUCAAUUAAGAAGUUGGAGAGGAGGGCAAGUGAGGGAAUGGGACCAGGAGAUGAUGGUACGGUAGAGGGAAGAGAGGGCGUGGAUGAGGGUGGUGAUAGAGUUGUUGUAGGAAAGGUGGCAGAUGUGCUCAAUGCCAGGGGCGAGGGUGGAGAAGGAGAAGGGGAGGACGAGGGGGGAGGUGGAGGGGUAGCGGUCCUGGAGUUGGCUGGAAAUGUGGCGAGGGAUAACAAGAAGAAUAGGAUCAUUCCGAGGCACAUCCAACUUACCGUCGGAAACAAUAAGGAAAUGAGCAAGCUCUUGAGAACUGUCACGAUUGCCAGCUACAGUGUUCUGCCUAUUAUCCAUCAAACCCUCUUGCCCACUAAGGCUGGGAAGGAGAAAGGAGACAAUGGAUCUGCGUCACAAGAGUUUUAA
Messenger RNA from Musa acuminata AAA Group (dessert banana), 435 nucleotides. Its product is annotated as probable histone H2AXb. Gene Ontology annotation, cellular component: chromatin; nucleosome. Lineage: Eukaryota; Viridiplantae; Streptophyta; Magnoliopsida; Zingiberales; Musaceae. The record is from RefSeq and is a predicted model, not a curated record. Gene Ontology annotation, molecular function: protein heterodimerization activity; DNA binding; structural constituent of chromatin. The transcript is spliced from 2 exons. The coding region runs from base 1 to 435 and encodes 144 amino acids. Gene Ontology annotation, biological process: heterochromatin formation.